Perognathus longimembris pacificus (Pacific pocket mouse) is the source of this 633-nucleotide messenger RNA. RefSeq lists its product as uncharacterized. NCBI's taxonomy places the organism in Eukaryota, Metazoa, Chordata, Mammalia, Rodentia, Heteromyidae. Bases 1 to 633 code for a protein of 210 amino acids. The transcript is spliced from 4 exons. The record is from RefSeq and is a predicted model, not a curated record.
AUGGCUGAUCACAGGUUUCUACUGACUUGGAUUUUGUUCUUCUCCUAUUGUUUGCUGACUGUACAUUGUUCACAACCCAACUGUACAGAUGUGCGUGACUUUGAUGACUGUCGAGGGAAUGCAGCAGAUAUCUGUCCUGAGAAUAUUACUUGUGCCUGCAAAGAUGGAAAGCCUUUUUGCAAAUGUCCAAAUUACAGAGGCAAGUGGGGAAACUAUUGGUAUAUGGGAGACAAAUGUGAACAACUUUGGAAUACUCUGGAUCUGGUUCUGGUAGCAACAUUGCCGGGAAUAGGAUUGGCUUUAAUAGUCGCUGUUACAAUCAAGAGUAUCGAUUACUGUAGAAGGAUGUCCAAGAAGAAUACAGAUGAUCACAGAGAACAGAUACCUUCAUCAGGACUUCAACCUCAGCAUAACUUGGGAUUUGCUUUUGGUACUGAUAUGAGGCUUCCACAACACAAUCAAGAUCAGGUAAACACUGAGACUCGUUUAUCAAACAAAGUUUACAGAAGACACCAAGGAGAGAAAUGCCUUAGAGAAACAGAAGGAAAAAAAAACUUUGGUAAAAUGGUGAAAGAAAGAAUUAGAGACAAUAAAAUGAAGUGUUAUCAGAAGAUCAACUUGCCCAAACAUUAA